This is a messenger RNA of Oreochromis aureus, 2029 nucleotides long. RefSeq names its product calpain 2, (m/II) large subunit, like (gene capn2l). NCBI's taxonomy places the organism in Eukaryota, Metazoa, Chordata, Actinopteri, Cichliformes, Cichlidae. Gene Ontology annotation, cellular component: cytoplasm. The record is from RefSeq and is a predicted model, not a curated record. Gene Ontology annotation, molecular function: calcium ion binding; calcium-dependent cysteine-type endopeptidase activity. Gene Ontology annotation, biological process: proteolysis.
UUCAGCCUGAGCGGACUCCAGAACUCUCUAGGACUCUCCAGACUGGCAUGUCGGGCAUCGCGGCCACCCUGCAGCGGCUCCGGGAGAAGGACCGGGGCACGGGCACCAACAGCCAGGCUCACAGGUACCUGAACCAGGACUACGAGGCUCUGCGGCAGCACUGUCCGGAGACAGGUCAGCUGUUCCAGGACAACACGUUCCCGGCACUGACCUCCUCCCUGGGAUUCAAAGAGCUGGGCCCGAACUCCUCCAAGGUCCGCGGCGUGUCCUGAAAGAGACCCACGGAGCUGACCUCUGACCCCGAGUUCAUCGUGUCCGGGGCUUCGAGGACCGACAUCUGUCAGGGAGCUCUGGGUGACUGCUGGCUGCUCGCCGCCAUUGCCUCUCUUCAGUUAAACGGCUGUUACGAGGCGCUGUCCGGAGGAACGACCACUGAAGGCUUUGAGGAUUUCACCGGAGGAAUCGCCGAGGUCCACAAGCUGAGCCGACCCAGUCCGCACCUGUUCCUCAUCAUCCAGAAGGCUCUGAGCCGCGGCUCGCUGAUGGGCUGCUCCAUUGAUAUCACAAGCUCGGCCGACUCUGAGGCCAUCACCUCACAGAAGCUGGUCAAAGGCCACGCCUACUCUGUUACAGGUGCUGCUGAGGUGGAGUACCAGGGGGACAAGGUGAAGCUGACGGGUCAGGUGGAGUGGACCGGAGCGUGGAGCGAUGACUCCGCGCAGUGGCGUUACAUCAGCGACGAGGACCGCGAGCGGCUGAGCCAUCGCUCCGAGGAUGGAGAGUUCUGGAUAUCCUUUCCCGACUUCCUGCGUCAAUACUCCCGACUGGAGAUCUGCAACUUGACGCCUGACGCUCUGAGUGACGACGGCGUCUCUAAGUGGGCUCUGUCCAAGUUUAAGGGCACCUGGAGAAGAGGAUCCACAGCCGGCGGCUGCAGGAACUACCCCGACACACUCUGGACAAACCCGCAGUUCAUGAUCAAACUGGACGAGGAGGACGAUGACCCCUACGACAAUGAGGCCGGCUGCAGCUUUGUGGUCGGUCUGAUCCAGAAGGACCGCAGAAAAAUGAGGAAGGUUGGAGAGGAGCAAACCAUCGGCUUGGCCAUCAAUGAGGUUCCUGGCGAGUUCUCUGGUCAGAGGAACAUCCACCUCAACAAGAACUUCUUCCUGCAGCAUGCCUCUGCCGCUCGCUCAGAGACCUUCAUCAACCUGCGAGAAGUGUGCAGCCGCUUCUGUCUGCCACCUGGAGAGUACCUGAUUGUCCCGUCCACCUUUGAGCCGCACAAGAACGCAGAGUUCUGUGUCAGAGUCUUCUCUAGCUGUGUUUGUUCCCACAGGGAGCUGGAUGACCCCGUCAAGUCACGGGUAGAAAAGAUCCACAUAGACGAGAACGACGUGGACGACUGCUUCAGAGGUCUGUUUGGACAGCUGGCAGGAGGGGACUGUGAGAUCUCCGUGUUCGAGCUGCAGAAGAUCCUGAACAGAGUGGUGACCAAACGCUCUGACAUCCAGACCAGCGGGUUCAGCAUCGCAACGUGCCGCAACAUGAUCAACCUCCUGGACAAAGAUGGCACCGGGAAGCUGGGGCUGGUCGAGUUUAAGGUGCUGUGGACCAAGAUCGAGAACUACCUGAAAGUCUACCGUGACAGGGACGUGGACAAUUCAGGGACCAUGAGCUCCAUGGAGAUGAGGUUGGCGGUGGAAGACGCAGGUUUCUCCCUGAACAAUCUGCUUCAUCAGGUCCUGGUGGCUCGCUACAGCGAACCCGAUCUCACCAUCGACUUUGACAACUUCGUGGGCUGCUUGGUGCGUCUGGAGGCCAUGUUCGAGGCUUUCAGCGCGCUGGACAAAGACGGGUCAGGAACCAUCGAGCUCAACUUGACGGAGUGGCUCAACGUGUCGCUGCUCUGAGGUCCUCGAAACGCCAGGUGAUGAACGUGCUGGUUUCUGAUUGGUUUAUACUCCCUGUGCUGUGAUUAGCUGAGUGUUUCAUGAUGUAACCUUUCACAAUAAAGAGAAUAACGAGA